AUGUUUGUUGAACUGUCGGAGUUUACAAAACAUGCGAUCGAUAUUUCCGCAAUCAUUGAUAAGUUAAUCGAUUUUCAUUUCCAGAUAAUAUUCACACUUCAAAUUGCGAAUGUGAUUACGAAAAGGCAUGUUUCGUCGUCAGAGGAGAGUAUUGAAAACCUGAUUUACUACAAAGACUGCAACCACAAACACAAACAGGAUGCUAAACCAGCAAUACAGCCCCUAUCCAAACCGCAACCACCACCGCCACCGCAAGAGUGCAAAAUGUUCUGUAGUAUGUGCUGCGGUGACGAAUGUGUGCACAAUCAGUAUCCAUCGAUGAUGAACAGGCAGUCACUAACGAUGCCACAAAACAUCAUGUCCAAACCUCAACCAUUGCAACAACCUGUUCCACAACCACCUUUGCACCAAAAGGGUAAAAAGAAGAAAUUGCGAACAAUUCCAGAACUGCAGCCGCCGAUCGGCGGUAGAAGAAAUGUUGAAUUUACAAGGCAGCAUAUCAAAAGUCUAAUAUCCCAAGAUCAAGAUAUUAGGAAAAUCUUGAAGGACCUAGUAAGGGUGACAAUGCAAAAAGUGGAUUUGCUCGAGAUGAUUAAUUCUAGAAGAAGUGUGAAUGAGAUAAAGUCAGAAGAAAACAAAAGUGAAGCAAAUUCUCAAGAGUAG
Messenger RNA from Parnassius mnemosyne (clouded apollo), 663 nucleotides. Lineage: Eukaryota; Metazoa; Arthropoda; Insecta; Lepidoptera; Papilionidae. The record is from the annotation of a GenBank genome assembly.